GCGCGCGCUCGGAGCCUCCCCCCGCCCCCAACGCCCCCGCCCCAGGGUCUGGACUCGCGCGGGGGCUGGUGGGGGCAAGGACGCCUCGACCUAGGGUGACGCCAGGCAUCUCCCGGGCGACGGCUCCGCAACAAGAUGGCGGACGAUAAAGAAAGGGAAGGCCCAGACAUAACCGUAGCAGAGUUCCACAAAAAAAUCAAGGAUGCUUUUGAAGUGUUUGACCACGAGGCGAAUAAUACGGUGGAUGUGAGAGAGAUCGGGACAAUUAUCAGGUCGCUAGGGUGCUGCCCGAGCGAAGGAGAGCUCCAUGACCUGAUCGCGGAGGUAGAGGAAGAAGAACCCACUGGAUACAUUCGAUUUGAAAAAUUUCUUCCAGUGAUGACUGAAAUACUCCUGGAAAGAAGAUACAGACCAAUUCCGGAGGAUAUCCUUCUUCGAGCGUUUGAGGUAUUAGAUCCAUCUAAACGUGGGUUUCUUUUGAAGGAAGAACUGAUCAAAUACAUGACUGAAGAAGGUGAGCCUUUCUCUCAAGAGGAAAUGGAAGAAAUGUUGUCUGCUGCAAUUGAUCCAGAAUCGAAUUCAGUUCAUUACAAGGACUAUAUAGCAAUGAUGGUGAUAGAUGAAAGUUAAGUGCCUUGAAGACUUAAUUUCUAACUGAGAGGCUGAUUUAAAAAAUGGCUUGUCCUUGUGAAUUUCGCGUUUCAUCUUAUAAUUCCUGUAUACGCUAAUUAAUGCCCAGUAACAACUAUUUCAAGACACUUUGUUCUUUAAAGAUGAUCAUUACGCUGUAAAACACAGAUUUAUUUGGUGUGGUCUAGCCUUAUGGAAUGACAAAUUGCUAAUUAUUUUAAAGCUUGUUCUUAAAACGUUUCAACAUUAUCCGUGGAUUGUUGUUAAUUUCCCCGCAAUAAAACUCAGGUGACCUUCAAAUUAAUUAAGCUGAAAAAAUGAAGAAUGACCAGAAUGACCCCAGGUUUGGUUGGCAUAGAAGGGUCUUGGAAUGGGGCAGAGUGAGCACGAACUGAAAAUGAGUAGUAGCAUGGGGAAAGCCUCAACCGACUAAUGCUUUGGCAUCUGAACGUGGAAGGGGCGUGAUUGGAAUAAAUAUUGAUAAUUAAUGGCU
Messenger RNA from Felis catus (domestic cat), 1123 nucleotides. RefSeq names its product EF-hand calcium binding domain 2 (gene DRC8). The transcript is spliced from 7 exons. The coding region runs from base 136 to 630 and encodes 164 amino acids. Gene Ontology annotation, molecular function: calcium ion binding. NCBI's taxonomy places the organism in Eukaryota, Metazoa, Chordata, Mammalia, Carnivora, Felidae. The record is from RefSeq and is a predicted model, not a curated record.